This is a messenger RNA of Meloidogyne enterolobii, 854 nucleotides long. The record is from the annotation of a GenBank genome assembly. Lineage: Eukaryota; Metazoa; Nematoda; Chromadorea; Rhabditida; Meloidogynidae.
AUGUUAGUUAUGGAGCUUUGCUUAAAUGGAAGUUUAUGUGAUUAUUUACAAUUAAAUUACACGGAUACUGGAACGAAAAUUAGAAUGUGUCUUGAUGUCGCGUCUGGACUGGCUCACAUGCAUAACAAAAAUAUUAUUCAUGUGGACGUUGCUGCUCGCAAUUGUUUGUAUUCCAACAAUCAAGUAAAGAUUGCUGAUUUUGGUUUAUCUCGAAUUUUACCGAUGGGAGUGGUUUUUGUUAAUAUUUUGGCCAAUGAGAAUCUGCCACUCCGAUAUCUGGCACCACAAACCUAUCAAAAUAAAGUACUAGGAAAAACAACUGAUGUGUGGAGUUAUGGCGUGAUGACAUGGGAAAUUUUUGCCAAAUGCCAAACUCCUCCUUAUGCCAACAAUACCAAUAGUCAAGUUAAGAACCAAAUAUUAUCUGGAAAGAUAUUGGAAUUUAAUAGUUCAACUCCGAAGGAAUUUUCUCAAUUCGUAAUCAACAAAAUUUUCAACAAAAAUGUAACAGAAAGAGCUUCAAUGAAUGAAGUUGUUCUAGCAAUUGAAAACAUGAUUAAGGAUCGGGUUAAGACAACAAAUAAAGAAAAGAAAGGGAAGAAAAGAGGAUAAAUUCUUUCUCCAAUUUUAAUUCCGAUUCUUACCUAAAUAUUUAUUUCAAAUCCUUACCCCAAUAUUUAUCGAAUUCUUACCUAAAUAUUUAUUUCAAAUCCUUACCCCAAUAUUUAUCGAAUUCUUACCUAAAUAUUUAUUUCAAAUCCUUAUUUCAUUAUUUAUCCCGAAUUCUUAUUUCAUUAUUUAUCCUAAUUCUUAACUCAUUGCCCCAUUUCCUUGACAUAUUCGUGUUUUUAUAU